This is a messenger RNA of Ornithodoros turicata, 962 nucleotides long. RefSeq names its product protein ARV1-like (gene Arv1). Gene Ontology annotation, biological process: regulation of plasma membrane sterol distribution; intracellular sterol transport; sterol metabolic process. The record is from RefSeq and is a predicted model, not a curated record. Gene Ontology annotation, cellular component: Golgi apparatus; cortical endoplasmic reticulum. The coding region runs from base 106 to 822 and encodes 238 amino acids. The transcript has 7 exons. Lineage: Eukaryota; Metazoa; Arthropoda; Arachnida; Ixodida; Argasidae.
ACCAAGAGAAACAACAGCAAGUCGACGUGGAGGCGUCGCUAAUUGAGAGACUGAGGUCAAAGUUCUCGUUUAAGUAUCGUAAAGACAGCGCUGAAACUUCGUAGCAUGGAGAGCCGCACAGAAGAGUACGUCUGCAUCCACUGCAGCACCAAAUCUGUACGGUUAUACAAGGAAUAUGGACAUGGCCUUAUAAAGUUGACAAGAUGUUCCAAGUGCGGCGAACCAGUUGAUGAGUAUAUUGAGACUGAAUUUUCUAUCGUUUUUAUCGACACGAUACUGCAGAGACUAGAAGCUUACAGGCAUCUGAUAUUUAAUGCUGGAAUCCAGAAGUCCUGGAAACUUGCUCUUCUGUUCUUACUGGGCGAAGCGCUGGAGCUAUGGCUGUCCGAACACUACGUUCCGAGCCGCGGAUGGCAAGACAGCCUGGCAAAGCCGUUCACCGUGGAGUUGGAGCUGGAAUGGCGUUUCUAUCUGACGUGCUUUCUCCUUGUCAUUAGCAACACUGUCUUCGUCGUCAUGGUUACUUUGGCAUUGUGCGUCUGCUGUGAUAGGAGCCACGCAAACAGCAACACUGUCCGAAGCCUAAUCAUUGCGAGCUACGGAAAAAUGCUCGCUCUUCCUGCCGUACUGUGGGACUGCCACCCCGAAGUGACGCGCUACGUCGUCACCUUCUUUUAUCUCAUCUCCCAAGUACAGGCUUGCAGAGCUGCAUCUGGCUCAAGCACAAAGCUGGCAACCAUGGUGGUACUGGUGUCAUACGCUGUUCAGCAGCUGGCGGGGCAUGCCCUGUCUGGUCCUUUACUUAGUCUCCUUGAUUUCUAGCGUUUUAGCUCGUUCUUUGUUAUCUAUUUCUUCCUCCUCCCCCCCUUGCAGUGUACUAGAGUGGGAAUAACUUUAACGAGAUGUACAAACCUUUUUCGGAGCUUUAGUUCGAAUAAACGCAAUGUACAAACGGCACGAAA